AUGAAGAAUAUCAUCGAGGAUGAUUAUGAAGAUUAUGAUGAUGUAUCAGAUGGAAGUGAGGAGGGAGGACAUCAGAACAAUCAAGAUGAAGAAGACUAUGACGAUGAGGUCUACGAGGUCUACGACACUGUUGUAGAUGCACUACCCAACGUAUCAAUGGCAGAGAUAUACGAUAUAUUGACAGAGUAUGACUUUGAUGUAGAAAAGGCUGUCAAUCACUUCAUGAGCAAGGCAAAGAGCAACGUCAAACCAAAGACCAACAACAACAACAAUAACAACAAUAACAACAACAAGAGUAACAACACAAACAACAACAACAACAAUAAUAGCAACACGAACAAAGGUAAACAACAACAUCAACAACAGAGACACAUUAUCACCUCACCUUCAUCACCAUCCUCCUACAAGCCAUCAUCGCUCGCGUUGAACUUGUGCGAUGUAUCACCAAACGCAAUUGUAAAGCCAUCAACGUUGAGCGAAGAUCAGUUCUCCCUGAAAUCACUCUAUAUCAGCGGCGGUGGCGGCGACAAUGGCUCAGGUGAUGAUCGAAUCAAACCCUAUACAUUCGAUGAUCCAUCACCAGAUGACCUCAUCCUCUAUCGACAGAAACAAGCUUUUAAACCAAGCGGUAACAAGCAACAGAACCAACCUAUUCAGAAGAAUGCCAAUAUCAAACAAACAAAGAAUGCAUCGAAUCAACUGAUCGACACGGUCAAGUCGAUGAACAUCAAGCAACAGAGUCCACAGCAGAGUCACGAUGGUCGCACACCAUACAACACUCCAACCUCUUCCAUCUCCAUACCAGACGCAUCUGGCCAGACCUCAGAGGUCAGCACUCCACAGUCUGCCAACAGGAACAUCAAUGUCAAGCAACACUCAGCUGCACGCAGGAAGGAGUUGGAGGAAUUGGUACACAAUGCAUUCUCCACGACUACCAAGCCACAUUUGAAUAUGGUCGUGAUUGGACAUGUCGAUGCAGGCAAGUCGACUACAAUGGGUCACCUGCUGUACAAGCUGGACUAUGUGGACCAGAGAACGAUAUCAAAGUUUGAGCGCGAAGCUAACAACAUGGGCAAGAGCUCGUUCCAUUUUGCCUGGGUGCUGGACGACCACCAGGAGGAGCGCGAGCGCGGUGUCACCAUGGACGUCUGUGUUCGCUACUUUGAGACGGAGCACAGGAAGAUCACACUGCUGGACGCGCCAGGCCACAGAGACUUUGUGCCCAACAUGAUUUCGGGCACGACACAGGCCGACGUUGCCAUCUUGCUCAUCAACGCGCCAGAGUUUGAGGCGGGAUUCUCGGCGGAGGGUCAGACCAAGGAGCACGCCCUGCUCGCCAAGAGUCUUGGCAUCAUGCAGCUGAUCGUCGCCAUCAACAAGAUGGACAUGAUCGAGUGGUCCCAAGAGCGUUACAACUUUGUCGUCGAGACAUUGAGACUAUUCCUCAUCUCGGCCAAGUUCAGCGAGAAGAACAUCCACUUCAUGCCCAUCAGUGGCUUUAAGGGAGAGAACCUCGUCUCCAAGAUCACUGAUCCAAAGGGUUCAUGGUACACUGGUAACACCUUGCUUCAACAAAUAGACUCAUUCAGUGUUGGAGAGAGACUGAUCAAUAAGCCAUUGCGAAUGGUUGUCAAUGAUGUAUUCAAGUCAUCAAGCAAGGGAUCAGUGAUGGUUGGUGGAAAGAUGGAAGCAGGUGUAAUGGGUGUUGGCGACAAGUUGUUGAUAUCACCUGGUAAUGAAGUUUGUACAGUUAAAGCAAUUAGAAGAUCAAGCGCAGAGUCUGAAUGGGCAGUUGGUGGAGACAAUGUGGACCUGAGUUUGGUGAUUGAUCAGACCAAUAUACUACAUGUUGGAAGUAUAUUGAGUGAUCCAGAGAAGCCGAUCAAGGUGGCCAAGCGUUUCCUGGCACAGAUUGUCACAUUCGCCCUGCCUCUGCCAAUCACCAACGGCUUCCAGGCCGUGUUCCAUGCGCACUCGAUGGAGGAGCCAGCCACCAUCACAAAGAUGGUGUCGCUGCUGGAUGGCUCGGGCGAGGUCAGCAAGAAGAAUCCUCGUUGCGUGUCCGACGGCAUGACGGCCGUGGUGGAGGUCACACUGUCCAAGAUGUCGUGUCUCGAGCUGUACAGCACCUAUCGACAACUGGGCCGAUUCACACUCAGAGAUUCUGGCAAGACCAUCGCAGCAGGCAUCAUCACAGAGUUUAUUGACGACAAUAUUAACAAGACGCCCAAGUCCAAGACCAAGAAGUCUUCAUCCACCUCAACGUCUGCCACCUCUUCGCCAGCACCUCAACAUCAAUAA
Acytostelium subglobosum LB1 is the source of this 2301-nucleotide messenger RNA. RefSeq lists its product as hypothetical. Gene Ontology annotation, biological process: translation. Lineage: Eukaryota; Evosea; Eumycetozoa; Acytosteliales; Acytosteliaceae. Bases 1 to 2301 code for a protein of 766 amino acids. The transcript has 6 exons. Gene Ontology annotation, molecular function: GTP binding; GTPase activity. The record is from RefSeq and is a predicted model, not a curated record.